AUGGACCACAUGUCCAUAAUAACCCAAGUUUCCAAUCCCAAGGAGGAGGAAAUAAUUUCUUUUAACCAAGAAAAAGCCACAAACGCCAACAGCAGCCCCCUGCCGCCCCCCGUGGAGGAGAACGGGUCCCCUCCCAAGUGUGACCAGGUUGAGGUCAUCCCUGUCCCUAGUCCCCCAGCUAAAUACCUCCUACCAGAGAUGAAAAUAUCUGACUAUGGUAAAAAGUGUGUGGUGAUUGACUUGGAUGAAACACUUGUGCACAGCUCAUUUAAGCCCAUCAGCAACGCUGACUUCAUCGUGCCGGUGGAGAUCGAUGGCACCGUUCAUCAGGUGUACGUGCUGAAGAGACCACACGUGGACGAGUUUCUCCAGAAGAUGGGGGACCUGUUUGAAUGCGUGCUCUUCACAGCCAGUCUCGCCAAGUAUGCAGACCCUGUGGCAGACCUGCUGGACCAGUGGGGCGUGUUUCGAGCGCGUCUCUUCAGAGAAUCCUGCGUUUUCCACAGAGGGAACUAUGUCAAAGACCUCAGCCGGCUGGGGCGAGAGCUCAGCAACGUCAUCAUAGUCGACAACUCACCCGCCUCUUACAUUUUCCACCCAGAAAACGCUGUCCCGGUUCAGUCCUGGUUCGACGACAUGAACGACACGGAGCUCCUGGACCUGCUGCCUUUCUUUGAGGGACUCAGCAAAGAAGAGGAGGUCUACGGCCGAAGGAGAACGCUCGCAGUUGUGAACUUCAAGCUCCACCUUGCCUACUUUUUGAGAGGAGCCCAGCAAAACCGAACGCUGCAGCAUCGGAAACCAUGGCAAUAA
Molecule: messenger RNA, 813 nt
Organism: Menidia menidia (Atlantic silverside)
Lineage: Eukaryota; Metazoa; Chordata; Actinopteri; Atheriniformes; Atherinopsidae
Source: the annotation of a GenBank genome assembly